This is a messenger RNA of Strongyloides ratti, 1239 nucleotides long. Its product is annotated as Astacin-like metalloendopeptidase. The record is from RefSeq and is a predicted model, not a curated record. Lineage: Eukaryota; Metazoa; Nematoda; Chromadorea; Rhabditida; Strongyloididae. The transcript is spliced from 2 exons. Gene Ontology annotation, molecular function: metalloendopeptidase activity; zinc ion binding. The coding region runs from base 1 to 1239 and encodes 412 amino acids. Gene Ontology annotation, biological process: proteolysis.
AUGAGAAGUGUGUUUUAUAUAAUAGUAAAAAAUUUUAAAAUAUUUACUAUUAUUCUUUUAUUUUUUCUUAAUAAUGUUUUGUUGGGAAAUAAUAUUAUAGAUAGUUUAGAAAAUAAUUAUGAAAAAUUUAAAAGAUCAAUAAAUAUGUCUUCAAAAUUUGUUGAAUUAGAUGAAAUAUCUAGUAGAAAAAAAAGGUAUUUUAGUGCAAAUAGACAAAAUAAAUGGAAAUUUCCAAUACCUUAUAUAGUUGAUAAAACUCUUGAUUUUUUCUAUAUACAAACCGCUUUGUCUUUCAUAACAAUGGAAACGUGUAUAACUUUUACAGCACGUGAAUUAGAAAUAAAACGAAGACCAGGAAUUAUUUUUGUUUCAGGUCAUUCUUAUAAAAAUUUUAUAGAAAAAAAAAAUGAUAAGAAAUCUCAAAUUAUAAAAGUUUCUUUAGAUAAAUAUGAUAUUGGAAAUUUACAACGUAAAAUAUUAUAUACUUUAGGAUUAGAAUUUGAACAUUGUCAUCCUGACAGAGAUCAUUAUUUAAAAAUUGUUUAUCAAAAUAUUAUUACUUGGAAAACAAAUUUAUUUAAUAUAAUACCAGAAAUUAAGAAUAAUGCAUAUAAAGUACCAUAUGAUUAUGGAUCAAUCAUGCAUGUAGGUAAAUUUUUUUCCUCCGCCAACAAUUUAGAAACAAUUGUACCAAAAAAAAUUCCUUAUUCAAAUACAUUAGGUCAAAAUGAAGAUUUAUCUUAUCUAGAUUUAAAAAAAUUAAAUUUAUAUUAUUGUUCAAAGAUUUGUAAAAAAAAAUUUCCAUGUUUUAAUGGUGGUUAUCAAAAUCCUAAAAAAUGUAAUACUUGUAUUUGUGUACGUGGUUUCUUUGGAAGGCAUUGUGAAUAUAUACCACAAAUAGAUAGAGUAUGUGGUAAAGUAAAGUUCUAUGCUUCAAAUAUACCAAACAAAAUAAAAUCAAAUGGUAUUAAAAAUUGUUUUUACCAUAUACUAAGUAAAAUAGGAAAAAAAAUUCAGAUAACAAUUGAAUUAGUUUCGAUACCAUCAUUUACCAAUGAAUUUUGUAGAGCACAAAAUAGUUUAGAAAUUAAAUAUUUAUUUGAUAAAACUACAACUGGUGCUCGUUUUUGUGGUUAUGUUAAAUCAUUAACUUUCAUAUCAAAAAGUGAUUAUGUUAUCGUGUAUUAUAAAAGUAAAAGUAGGGAAAGUUUAUUUAGAUUAAGUUAUCAAGAAAUAUAA